Pestalotiopsis fici W106-1 is the source of this 1635-nucleotide messenger RNA. RefSeq lists its product as uncharacterized. The record is from RefSeq and is a predicted model, not a curated record. Gene Ontology annotation, biological process: amino acid transmembrane transport. Gene Ontology annotation, cellular component: membrane. Lineage: Eukaryota; Fungi; Ascomycota; Sordariomycetes; Amphisphaeriales; Sporocadaceae. The transcript is spliced from 4 exons. The coding region runs from base 1 to 1635 and encodes 544 amino acids. Gene Ontology annotation, molecular function: amino acid transmembrane transporter activity.
AUGGAGAAGGACACCAAAUAUUCCAGUGAGAAUGUCGCUGCGGCAGAUCAAGUGCAGAGUGACGACUCCGUGGGAGAGGUCAAGGAUCAUGCCAUGCAGCGUGGCCUUCGACCGCGUCAUUUGCAAAUGAUAGCAAUUGGAGGAGUCAUUGGCACUGGUCUCUUUCUCGGCACGGCAUCAAACUUGCAAAAUGGCGGUCCGGCCGGUCUCUUCAUCUCCUACUGCAUCAUGGCCUCGCUACUGUUCGCCGUCAUGGUGGCCCUAGGAGAAAUGAUUGCCGAGUUUCCCCUGGCUGGUGGCCAGUUUGCUCUCGCCGGCCGUUUCGUCUCCCCAGAGAUGGGAUUCGCCAUGGGCUGGCUCUUCUGGUACAACUACAUUGUCGUCCUGCCCGCCGAGAUCUCCGCCGCGGCCGUCCUCGUGUCGUAUUGGACGCCGGCAGGGCAGACCGACUCGACUUGCACCUCGGCCGUUUGCAACAAUGCUCUGUGGAUCGGCAUAUUCCUCAUCAUUGUAUAUGCCGUCAACUAUGCGGGCACGCGCGUCUAUGGAGAGAUGGAAUUCUGGUUUUGCUCCCUCAAGGUGAUUACGAUUGUUGGCCUCAUCAUCCUCAGUAUCAUCAUCUCCGCUGGCGGCGGUCCGAACCAUGAAGCUAUCGGCUUUAACUACUGGGACGAAACCGGGGGCUUCACACAGCUUAACGGGAUACCAGGAGCCAAGGGCCGGUUUCUCGGAUUUUUCAGUGUGCUCAUUAGUGCUGCUUUUGCCUUUAUCGGAUCCGAAAUCACUGCCAUUGGAGCCGCCGAGACGGCCAACCCGCGAAAGGCUGUUCCCAGUGCUAUCAAGGGUGUCUGGAUCCGACUUGUCCUGUUCUACAUCUGCAGCGCUUUCCUCAUUGGUCUGCUCGUGUCUCCUUCGGACCCCUCGUUGGACCUCGGAUCGACUGCCGCCAAGAGUCCCUUUGUCAUUGCCAUCAAAAAUGCCGGUAUUCCAGUUCUACCCUCGAUCAUCAAUGCAGUUCUCCUGACGAGCGCCUGGUCUGCCGGAUGCGCUGACCUGUUUGUAUCCUCCCGAACAUUGUAUGGUCUCUACACCCGCGGCCAUGCCCCCAACUUUAUUGGCAAGGUUCGAUCAGACGGUCUGCCGUGGGUUGCAGUCACCAUUGGCGCAGUCUUUGCGCUGCUCUCCUUCAUGGCUGGUGCCAAGGGUUCUGCCGGCACAGUCUUUGGGUACUUUGCCAACAUGACGGCCAUUUGCGGCAUGAUAUCCUGGUCUUGCAUCUUCUUUACAGCCAUUCGCUGGCAAAAGGGCCUCAAGGCUCAGGGUAUCGAUCGCAAUACUUUGGCAUACAAGGCUCCAUGGCAGCCAUACUUGAGUUACUAUGGACUAUUCAUGUGCGUGAUUGUACUAAUCUUUGGUGGUUUUACUGCAUUCCUGGGCACGUUCGAUACAUCUAGUUUCAUCACGACUUAUUUCCCCAUCCCCUUCUUUGUGGUCCUCUUCUUUGGUUACAAGUUUGUCAAGAAGUCCAAGUUUAUCGAUUACAUGGAUAUGGAUUUCAAGACUGGCUCGUCUGCGGUUCUGCCUUCGGAGCCGCCCAAGAAGGGUCUGUUUGCCCGUAUCGCAGACAAUAUUUGA